CAGACGUCACCACGGGAAGCAAUGACGUCAUUGGAGGGGGCGGAAUCUCAUGGCUUAGGCCUCGCCUAGCGGGAGGGACCGGCAGCCGCGUCCGGGCGUAGGCCAAGAUGGCGGCUCCCUCGCUGCUGGGCUGCGGCCGGGCGGUUACCCGCAAGGUGUUGGGGCUGGAGGCCCGGGGGCUGCGAGAGGCGGCCCCCUCGGCGGCGCUCUGCACCAGGCCUGUGGGCUCCGGGACGCCCUCGGCGGCGCCACCGAAUGUAGUGGCACCACAGGGAAGCAACAAGAUGCUAGCCAUCAAGGCACCAGUUGAAUUUCCUAAAAUGUUGUCUUCUAGCUCUCUCCUAGCAUCUGCAAACAAAGGUGAGAGCAUAUCUAGUAAUAACCUCGAGGAAGCUUCAAAACCUUCUGCUGAAGACAUGAGGACAUUCAUGUCAAGGAAAACUGUGGUUGGAUUUCCUCAGCGAGUGGUUGGUUCUUCCCUCAAGGAUGAACACCUGACUACACCUGCAACAGAAAGAGGCUUGAGGAGACAGCUAGUCGAGGAAGAAACUUCAUCUUCAUCCAGCUCAUCAGAUUCAGAUUCUGAGGAAGAAAAAGAUGUUGAUGCUUCAGAAGUUGCUAUUAAAACCAAAGUUGAGUUUCCUAGACGAGAUUCCAUCUUUUCUGACAUCGCAGUAAAAGCAUCAAUGCUAGCCAAAGAGAAAUUUCCCCAGAAAUCCCACAAAGAAAAUGGAGCUAAGAAGAAGCCACGCAAAAUAGAACAUGAUGUGUCUCCUGCCAAGCAGGUCGCAUUUUCUAAAACAUCAGUCAGCCAUGAGACCUCAAAGUCCAAAGCAAGGGAGCCCAAAGUAAAAUCAACUCCAAAAGAAACAAACCGGCAGAAGCUGGUCUUAGAACCAUACAUGAUUGAAAGCCAAGACCUGACUGACAUCACUCAAAAAUCUGAUUAUUUGGAGGAAAAAUCCAUUGGAACCCAAGUAGCAGCUAUUCAGCUGAAAGCUCCGUCAGUGAUUCGGGAAGACAAAAAGCAAAAACUGGUAUCCAGAGGAAAAGAAAAAAAGGUGAAGCAAGUGCAGGAAUCAGAAGAAACUGUUCCUAAAGUAGAAGAAACCGUACCUAAAGUAGAAGAAACUUCUGAAAGCACAAUGGUGGUAGUGGGCACUACAGCAAAGGAGGAGACCAUUCAGGAAGCAGGAGUCCAGGCUGGAGAAAAAAGCACAAUAGAGGAGGCCACAAAAGCUGCUGAGCCUGCUCCAGAAGAAUUCGAUAAUUCUACCUACAAGAACCUUCAGCAUCAUGAAUAUAACAUUUAUACCUUUGUUGAUUCUGUUGCUGUUCUCUCAAAAUUCAGGCAGCCUCAGCCAUCUUCUGGAAGACCAUCACCAAGGCACUGAAGGAACCACGUUUAAAACAAAUGCACAGGCAGAAUGAUAAAUUGUUCUAUUUAGCACUGUUGCAUCAUCUGUAUUAUAAAUCAGAUAAUAUAUAAUAAAUAAAUGCAUAAUAAAUUAUGAAUGUGCUUUUGAACAGUU
Calidris pugnax (ruff) is the source of this 1532-nucleotide messenger RNA. It is a transcript of the gene NDUFV3, whose product is annotated as NADH:ubiquinone oxidoreductase subunit V3. The record is from RefSeq and is a predicted model, not a curated record. Lineage: Eukaryota; Metazoa; Chordata; Aves; Charadriiformes; Scolopacidae. Gene Ontology annotation, cellular component: mitochondrion. The transcript has 4 exons. Gene Ontology annotation, biological process: mitochondrial ATP synthesis coupled electron transport. Bases 108 to 1394 code for a protein of 428 amino acids.